This is a messenger RNA of Fusarium odoratissimum NRRL 54006, 1302 nucleotides long. RefSeq lists its product as uncharacterized. The record is from RefSeq and is a predicted model, not a curated record. NCBI's taxonomy places the organism in Eukaryota, Fungi, Ascomycota, Sordariomycetes, Hypocreales, Nectriaceae. The coding region runs from base 1 to 1302 and encodes 433 amino acids. The transcript has 4 exons.
AUGUCCGCACCUCAGGAACUCCAUGAGCCUACGGGACAUGAAUAUGACCAUGUCAACGACCCCAAUGCGCCUAUCAACCUUCAGGCGGCACUAGAGGAGCUUGAGCCACCUCAUGGCCAUAGUGACUUCUCGCAACUGGUUGCAAUUCCGAUUUCGGGGGAUGAGGUUGAAGCAGCUUCCAAGCCCGACUAUGUCUUAUGGAAACUGGAGAAGGCCAAGAAGCCUCGCAGCGGCUUGGGUUUCGAGUUUGCUGAGCAUAGCUAUCUCGGGGACUCGCUCACGCUGGCCUGGGACGACGGCCAGUCGUAUGUUGCCAAGAACAAGCCUUUCAAGCUACCCAACGGUCUCGAGGUGACGUACGGCCAGAUAAAUGGCCUGGCUGGCGAUUUUUACGGCACUGUCGACCCCAUCAGCGACGGUCGUGACUUGGAAGAUCAGCGUAAGCGCUUUGAGAGAGCGUGGUACUGGCUUGCCAAGGACGAUACGCGCAACCCACGGGAGGCGCAAGAUAUCUUAAAAGUGCUCUCGGUCGAGGUCAAGAGGGUGCAGGACGCCAUCGACAAGGGCGAAGACCCGUCCAAGGUCUAUCCUGACAUUCCCGGCGUGAACUUGGAGUUGCAGCGGCUCACCAUUGACCGCCCUCCGGAAUGCCCCAGCUACAUAGUGCUAGCCAAGAUCAACUGGGACCAUUUUGGCCAGGAUGCGCGUACAGCGUAUAACGCUUGCCACUCGGCCGCUCUCAAGGUAGCAGUGCAGGGAGAUUUGCAGCUUGCCUACGCCAUGAAUGCCUUCGGCGAUCACUUUCUGCAAGAUUCGUUUGCGGCUGGGCAUAUGCGUACCCCGCGACGCAAGCUGCACGACAAGACUGGAGCUGCCGAUCUCUGCGCCAAGUACAUGCAUGACGAGGACAACGCAAUUGGUCUGUCUGUUCGUAGCCCGGUCGGUCUUGAGUGGCAUUCACUCGGAGACAAGCGCCUUCUGGAUAGAGAUGGUAUCAGGAAUAAGAACGAAGCAUGGAACGCAGUGCGUGCCUCUGCUGACGAAGUCUAUAACGCUUGGAAGACAAAGACAGAGCCUCCCCCGCAAGAGUACGCGGCUUGGAAAUAUGCACCCAUCCUCAGUGAGGUCAAGAGUAUUGUGGCGCCGCUAUUCAGGGAGGAUGGCCAGCGGAGAGCGGACAUCAGAAAGAGAUGCCAGGCAAAGUACACCAACAAUUAUUGGUAUUGGUCGACGGCAGCCGACUGUAAGGCAAGCGGGCUGUGGGAGUACCCUAUUCUGCCGACGCCAGACUGCCAUAAAUAA